Molecule: messenger RNA, 1105 nt
Organism: Aspergillus uvarum CBS 121591
Lineage: Eukaryota; Fungi; Ascomycota; Eurotiomycetes; Eurotiales; Aspergillaceae
Product: pyridoxamine 5'-phosphate oxidase family protein
Exons: 3
Coding region: 207-935 (242 amino acids)
Cellular component (GO): nucleus; cytoplasm
Source: RefSeq, a predicted model, not a curated record
UCUCUAUGACGUCGACGGCAAGCGAGCGUUGCCAGACAAGCAACGGGUGUUAGUGAUAGUGAGCUGCUCUGGCUUCCGCAGCCCCUCCACUUGCGCUGCCUCCAUUCUCAGCUGCUCUUGAUCAGUUCACAGUGUGUACUGAGAGUCACGUAUCACAACCAAUACAGGAAGGACUCUUGUGAUAACUUACAUCUUCAACAAUCAUCAUGGCAGACCCCAACAAUCCUCCCCUUUCGUACGAGGCGUCCGCCUCGACCUGCCACCCGCAUGUCGCCAGCACCUUACCUACGGAGGUGGUCUCCAGCCUCAAGAACUCGCGCUUUCUUCAUCUUGCAACCACCGAUGGCAUGACCCCCCACAUCUCCCUCAUGUCAUACACCUACCUACCCUCCACUCCGUUCGACCCAUACCCCACGAUUAUCAUGACCACCAACCCAUCCUCUCGCAAGACCAACCAGAUCCUGACAAAUCCUCGUAUCUCCCUUCUGGUCCACGACUGGGUCUCCCACCGUCCUCCUACGCGCGCACCCCACCCCGGAGGUGACCGAGAGGGCUCUCCGCCACCCGCAGCCACCCGUUCAUCCUUGGCUAGCCUACUGCUGAACUUGAAUACGAGUGCGCUGUCGAGCAUCUCCACGACAAUUGCCGGUACUGCCCGGGUUCUGGAGCCUGGCUCGGAGGAGGAGGAAUGGUGCAAGACACAGCACUUGGAGAACAACACUUUUGAGGAGGAGAUCGGCACGUUCGGACAGCAGCUCCAACAACAGCCGGGAGCAAGAAGGCCGAGCAUCUCGAUUGACAGUGAUGUGCGGGUAGUGACUGUGCAGGUCCGUGAGGGACGUAUCGCGGACUGGAAGGGAGGAGUGCGUGAUUGGCAGUUGGUGCGCGAGGACGAGUCGCAGGAGUCCUUGGUCAAUGGAGUUGCGCCUGCAUGAUUUCGACUCCCAGUGCUUUUUGUCUCAGUUUUCUUGACCAAUUCAGAUACCGCAUUGUCAACUCUGUCCGAACCAUAUCAUGUCCAUAUCAGUGGUUUGGGGGCACAUGUCCAAAAGUCUAGUGACUAUAUCUGCGUAUAAUGAAAACCAACAUGUCUAUAUAGGAAUUC